Naegleria fowleri is the source of this 1590-nucleotide messenger RNA. RefSeq lists its product as uncharacterized. NCBI's taxonomy places the organism in Eukaryota, Heterolobosea, Eutetramitea, Acrasida, Naegleriidae. The transcript has a single exon. The coding region runs from base 1 to 1590 and encodes 529 amino acids. The record is from RefSeq and is a predicted model, not a curated record.
AUGAUUAAAUUUCAAAGAGGAUUUUUGAAGCAGCGUCAUGCUGCCAUUUCUAUAGGAAGGAAUUUAUGUCGGAGAGGUCCUCUCCAUUGUAAUUCUGUAAAUAGUAAGAAAGAUCAUGAUCGGAGGAGGUUUUCAGGAAAUGUCAAUGAAAAUGGUGAUCAUAAUAAUGGUGAGAAAAAAGCAGAAGAAUAUCUUGUCAAGCAACAUACUUCAUGGUUUUUGAAACAAUCCGAUAAGGAUGAACAUUUAAAAAAGGAAACAAUUCUUCAUCGUCGAUUGCUACGAAAAUUAAAUACAGAGGAAAUUCAUCAAUUAACUACUGAUGCCAGUAAUGAUAGUGAAAAUAAUAGGUCGCUAGAUGUCAGUAGAUUGGAUAACAUCAUCCUCUCAUCAUCAACCAAUUCAUCUUCAAAAUUUAAAUUUCUUUUAAAUAAUUGGAGACGACGAGCACUACGUGUGUUUUUACCAAAGAAUUUUCCAGAAUCCGUAAAUGAUGGAUAUUUACAUUAUUGUAAAUGGCAAGCUUUACAAUAUAUUACUGGCAGUUUUUCUGGAGUACUGUCCAUGCAAUCAUUACUUCAUGCUGCUGGAAUUACGUCACAAAUUGCGACUACAUCCAGUAGUUUUGCAUUGGCUGUUCUUGGAGGAGCGUUGGCAUGGGUCAUUAAGGAUGGAUUAGGUCAGCUUGGAGGAAUAUUAUUUGCGAGCAAGGUCAAUACAAACUUUGACGCAGAUCCAAAAUUUUGGAGAAUGACUGGAGAAUAUGCACUCGUUGCAAGUGCGCUUUUGGAAGUAACAACACCAUUGACAGGACCAAGUUGGUUUAUUGCACAAGCUAGCAUUGCAAAUAUUGGCAAAAAUGUGAGUUGCUUUUCGGCCAGCGCCACGAGGGCCGCAAUGAAUCAGUCAUUUGCCAAAUCUGAUAAUCUUGCAGAUGUGACUGCCAAAGCUACAAGUCAGGCUUUGGCAAGCUCGCUUAUUGGAACUACUUUGGGUAUUUUGUAUAGUUCUGCAGUCUCAUUGGCUCAAUUUAGCUUUGUCAAAGUAUUUCCUGUAUUUUGUGUGCUCUCUGUCUUGCAGCUAUUUUCUCUCUACAAAGCUGCCUCAAUCGUUCGACUGAAAGUUUUGAACAAGCAAAGAUUUGUCCUCGUUUGUUCCCAGUACCUUAAAGAUGGAAGAAUUCUAAAUCCCACUCAAAUAUCACUAAUGGAAAAGUUUGUUUUCCCUUUCUUUGAGAAAUUUCAAAAAGUUAAAAUCAACACCAAUAUUGAAAAGAUUGAACAGUUAAUGAAUAAGAGUAAUUAUGAAGAAAUUUUUCACUCAAGAUACACUAUUAUUGAAGAAGGAAAUCGUAUUCAUAUUCUAUUUGCACACAAUGCACAAACAAUUGAUGUAUUUAGAGGAAUGUUUAGAGCGACUCAAUUAUUGACGGACAACAACACGACCUCUGAGUCCUUGAAUUUUGACAAUUUCGUACAAGCUCUUUCUGAGAAUGGUUGGUCCAUUGAUCAUGAUUUUGUCGAAGAUAAUACUCAUAUGCGAAUUUUCUUAACUCAUAACACGCAUGGAACAUGUCCAAAUGGUCCCUAA